Molecule: messenger RNA, 776 nt
Organism: Poeciliopsis prolifica (blackstripe livebearer)
Lineage: Eukaryota; Metazoa; Chordata; Actinopteri; Cyprinodontiformes; Poeciliidae
Product: DELTA-actitoxin-Ucs1a-like
Exons: 3
Coding region: 127-678 (183 amino acids)
Biological process (GO): pore complex assembly; cytolysis in another organism; monoatomic cation transport
Cellular component (GO): pore complex
Molecular function (GO): channel activity
Source: RefSeq, a predicted model, not a curated record
CUGUGGGUUGUCUCACAUUCCCCAGUAAGAUUUACCUGAACACUAGAGUCUGGGAUUCAAAUACGACAUCACACAACCGAGCAACACAUCAGUGGCACAGACAGUUAAACACUUGAAAACAAAACAAUGAGUGAAUCAGCAGAGGCUUUGGCUGCCAACCUCAAAAGCAGAAGAAAUGUCACCAUUGAGAUCACCAACCUUAGCAACCAUUACUGCCUCAUUAACCCCAAGGUUUUCUUAGACAAUGGCAGCGUCCACAGCCCUCCACAGCCUACUGUCCGCUCACAGAAGACAGAAGUCUGCAACUUCUCCAAAGACAGUGGAAAAGCGACAGGUGCUGUAGGCGUGCUGACCUAUGAGCUGUUUGGCCGAUCAGCCAACAGUGCCAAAGAGAUUAUAGCAAUAAUGUUCUCUGUGCCAUACGACUACAACAUGUACAAAAACUGGGUGGCUGUGGGAAUUUACAAUGUGGGCAAAGAAUGCAAUGAGAGCCUCUUCAAAGAGAUGUACUACAAGGAGCAGACAGGCUUUGUCCGGCAGGAGUCCAAUGGCAGUGGGCUCAACUUUGAGGGAAGCAGCGUGGACAUCAAGGCCACCAUGUCCCCCACGGGCAGGGCCAUACUGAAGGUGGAGAUCUGGGACAAGCUUUUCACCCAAAUGGCACAGCGUCCUCAAUGAUUGUAUUAAAAAAAACGUUCAUGUUAGACAUAGUCAGCUCUGUGUAAACCUGUGCUAAUAUUGUACAUGUUCAUACAAUAAAAGCAUAAUUACUCAAA